AUGAAGCUUUAAAUGAUUACAAUAAAGCAAUUCAACUUGAUCCUAAAAAUGCACAGGCCUAUUAGAGUAGAGGUCAGUUAUUAAAAUUUAUAUUAGGCAUUUUAUACAAAGAUAUUGGUUUAAAGGAUAAAGCAUUAGACGAUUAUAAUCAAGCGAUUCAUCUUGAGCCUAAAAAUGCACAAGCCUACAACAAUAGAGGUAAACUAAUAAAUUAAUAUUAGGCAUUUUAUUCAAAAAUAUUGGUUAGAAAGAUAAAGCAUAAAGUGAUUAUAAUAAAGCUAUCUAACUUGAUCCUUAAAAUGCAUACACCUACAACAAUAUAGGUGAUUUAUUUAGACUAAUUGUAGCGAUUUUAUUCUAAGAAACUGGUGAAAAGGACAAAGCAUUAGACUAUUAUCAUCUAGCAAUUCAAAUUGACCCAAAAAACGCACAUGCUUACCACAAUCGACAAAGACAUUGGCUAAAAAGAUAAAGCAUUAAACGAUUAUAAUUAUUCAAUCAUUCUUGAUCCAAACUAUGUAUAUGCAUAUUAUAACAGAGGUAAAUAAUUUAUUGUAAUAUUAGGUAAUUUAUAUUUUGAUUGUGGUGAAAACGAUAAAGCAUUACGCGAUUACGAUUAAGCAAUCCAACUUGAUCCUAAUUUUGCAUCGCCAUAUUACAAAAGAGGUGAAUUAUUUAAACUAAUUUUAGGUAUUUUAUACAAAAACAUAGGAGACUUAAAAGAAGCUUUAAACAAUUACAAUCAAGCAAUAUUGCUUGGUCUUUAAAUUGCAUGUGUCUACUGUAAUAGAGGUGAAUAAUAUAAAUUUAAUUUUAGGGAAUCUAUACAAUGACAUUGGCUAAUAAGAAAAAGCAUUAAACGAUUAUAACCAAGCAAUUCAAAUUGAUCCAAAAAAUUCUUAAGCUUACAAUAAUAGAGGUAAUUUAUUUAAAUUAUAUUAGGCAUUUUAUACAAUGAAAUUGGCGAAAAAGACAAAGCAUUAAACGAUUAUAAUCAAUCAAUCAAACUUGAUCCUAACUAUGGAUAUGCAUACUAUAGUAGAGGUAAUAAUAUAUUGUAACAUUAGGCAAUUUAUACAUUGAUAUUGGGGAAGUUCACAAAGCAUUAAAUGAUUAUGAUUAAGCAAUACAACUUGACUCUAACAAUGCGAUGUUGUACAAUAAUAGAGGUGAUUAAUUUAAUUUUAAAUUAGCUUAAUUAUACAAUGUCACUGGCUAAAAAGAUAAAGAAUUAAAUGAUUAUUACCAAGGUUUAACUGUAUCCCCUUCUCAUCCAUUAUUACUUUGCAAUAUUGGCUGUUUUUAUUUAUCAAAAGGAAAUCAUGCCAAAGCAUUGGAUUUUUUUUAAAUGCUUAUAAAAACAAUAAAUAAUCUCACCUAACAAUAAAUAUCUCAAUUCUAACUAAGAUAAAACAAUUUCGAUUAUAUUAAAAACAAGAUUGAGUUAUUUGAAAAAGUAAAUAUAGAAAAUGAAAAAAACUCUAUUUCAGGAAUACUCAAUAAAUUAAAAUAAUAAAUUGGAAUGAUUCAAAAAAAUUAGGAAUUAUAGUAUGAUUAAUCCCUCAUUGAAGUACUCAAAAAUUAAUACUAAAAAAGUUACUAUAAAUCUCUAUUUUGGAGGCUUUUCAAUUAUCUAAAUGCUUUGUAACAAUUUUUUAAAGACAUAAUUAUAAGUAAAGAUGAAAUAAUUGAAAACAACUCAGAAAAGUUACAGAGAAACUUCUUUGGUAAAUCUUAUGGGAUUAUUAAUGCUGCACUUGAUGAUGCGAUUGAUACAAAGAAUAAGAAUCAACUUAACAGAAGAUUAAGACUUCUAAACAUCAUCAUAACUGAAUUUGUCGAAGGAAAUCCAUCAAAACUAGAAGAAGAGGUUAAAAUCGCAGCAAUUUAAUUAGCGAAACAGCAAGAGCCCGAUAUGAAAGAAAGAAAAAAGUCAAUAUUUAGUUAAAAAGUAGAAGUAUUAGUAUCAGAAUGCAGCUAUUCAGGCUCACAAAAUGAUAUCUAUGAGAUUUAAGGAGCAGAAGAUGCAUUAAUCAUUUUACAUUAUUUAGAAAACAACUCAGAAUAGAUAUUAUAGGAAAAACAUAAAAGACUGAGAGAUAUAUUUGAAGAUGCUGUUAAAUAAUAUUAAUAUAUACCAAAGGUAGAGACAGGUAUUUCUUCUGCAUGUUUAAUGAUGUGA
Molecule: messenger RNA, 2182 nt
Organism: Paramecium sonneborni
Lineage: Eukaryota; Ciliophora; Oligohymenophorea; Peniculida; Parameciidae
Source: the annotation of a GenBank genome assembly